Messenger RNA from Armigeres subalbatus, 3967 nucleotides. RefSeq lists its product as uncharacterized. The transcript is spliced from 7 exons. Gene Ontology annotation, molecular function: sequence-specific DNA binding; DNA-binding transcription factor activity, RNA polymerase II-specific. The record is from RefSeq and is a predicted model, not a curated record. NCBI's taxonomy places the organism in Eukaryota, Metazoa, Arthropoda, Insecta, Diptera, Culicidae. The coding region runs from base 263 to 3769 and encodes 1168 amino acids. Gene Ontology annotation, biological process: regulation of transcription by RNA polymerase II. Gene Ontology annotation, cellular component: nucleus.
GAAUCACAAGUUGCGGCAAGCCGCACUGUUCCGCAGUAAAAAAACACGCAAAAUUUAAUGUUUGAAGUGACGCGACUAUAGUUUGGCUGCUCUGUGAAGAACCCUAAUUAUUUCAUCAAUUAGAUAAGUUUAGUGUUAUAAUAUACAUUCAGUUUGAUUAAUUGAUUGAAGGUUACGUGAAUUUGGUUUUAUUCAUUGGUAAUAUUCACAUUUGUUUUGUGAAUUUGAAAGUGGUACUGGGUUAGUGCUAAACUAAUCCAAAAUGGCGCCCACUGCGGAGGAUGAAAUAACAUUACAUUUGGAAUAUUGGUCGGAUGAGCUGAGUCCCGCUCAAAAGGCGGCCUACGAAAAGGCAGAAAAGGAACACAACGAUGUCCGGAACAAGCUGAAGGAUUUAGUAAAAGAGGCAGGUGGUAAAAAUAUUUUCUCCGGUGAGGUCUUUACCGCCUAUCAGGUACUUGGUCCGGUUCCUGGAUUGGAACAGAUUUCAAAACCGAUUACGUCGCUGAAAAAGAAACCUCCCCCACCUCCGGUUACUCCGUCUAGUUCGAAGCGUAGUGCUUCGCCGGUAUUGGAAGGUGGAAAACGGAAAAGCCGUCGUUCGGAAUACAAAGCUGAUGAUGAUAAUGAUGGCGGUGAUUUUGCUCCGGACGACGAUGACGAAGAGUACAUUCCUCUUUCCAAACGGUUAGAAAUGAAGAAAAGGGAGAAGGCCGCAAAAGAAGCGGCUGCUAAGGAAGCGGCCAAAAAGAAGGAUGAUAAAAAAUACUAUGACAAGAAGACGGAUUUGAAAACUCCAAAGAAGCCGGAUAAGCCGCAGAGCAUUACGGCUAGCAACGUUCGUCCGACGGAAUCGACUUCUAUAGGUGGAUUGCUCAUUGGUGGAGAUAAAGAAAAGAAGAAAGUUACGGCUGAACCGACAGCGAUUGUCGAUCUCACAAAGGACGACAGCGGAAAGCCGGCGGCCGAUUCGAGAGAGGUUUCCUUCAGCAAAAUUCAGGGCAAAACAUUCCCUUCGUUGGUGGUCAUUGCAAGACCAUCUCUCCGAGCCUCCGACAAAGCCCCCGCCGAUCGACCCCAACUGGAUGCUAAGGUCAAAAAUGUUCUUAUGCAUACGGCGACCAAGUUUACCGAGUGGCUCAUCCAGCAGGGUCUGGUUAAGUCGGAACAGUACUGUCAGGUUCAUCGCGGUACGCCAUUGAAGUUGGGAAUGUACUCCGACGCGUCAAAGUUUCCCUAUUCGGGAGGGUAUGUUUGGAUCAGCGAAUGCUGUCCAACUCGCUUUAUUUCCGUAUUCAACGGAUCGCCAUUUGAGGGUUCUCCUCAUCCGCCAUCGGUUAUUCUUAAGCUGAUCUACCAUUGGAGCUGUCAGACUAAUGUUUCCAAUGUUGUAAAUUGGGUAAAAGUGGACAAUCUCUACGUAAAGGGCCUGUACACAUGGCUACGGUCGGUUUGUACCGUGGCUCUUUGCCAGCACAUGAAACUAAUGGGCGGCAUUGGCAAAAAAAUUGAAGUCGGAGUUAUCUCGCUUGGCACUACCACACAGGAUGGACAACAGCGGCAAGUGAAAGUUGAGGUCCUCGGAGUACUCGAUCCGGAAGCAAAGUUGGUACGAUUGCGGGCCGUCGAACCUCUCAGCGAUGGCGAGCGAAAUUAUAAGAAACGUUUUUCAAAAAUUCUCGAGCCACUUGCUGGCUGGGUUCACAAAGAUAGUAUAAUACUGACAGAUCUCACUGUGGACAAGGGCACAUUGAACAACAUGGGCUACAAAAUUGUACAACAGGUGUCCCCUUCGGAUGCUAACAAUAAAAAUAGCAAUGCCAACAUUAUGGACUAUUUGCGACGGAUCGUGCCACGCAUGUUCCAGAAUACGUUGUCAUUGUUGUCUCGACAGAUCAUCCAGCAGUUCUUGAAUGAGUUGGUUUGGCGUGAAUCCUACGGUAACUCGCCGGGUCAGACGUUUGACAACAUUGUGGCUCACAUUGCCGAACAGACGAAAAUCGAAACUAAAGACAAUUUGGUGACACGGUUGAAUAAGGCCGCUGCAGAUCCAUUCAAACACUGGACCUAUCCGAUCGAAACAAUCAACAUACCCAAGCCGAUGGCAAAGAGAGGGCGGAAGCCUAAAGAACAAUCGCCCCCGCCUGCAGCUCCAGAAGCUCCCAAAAAGAUUCUGUUGAAAAAACUGAAGAAGGAAGAGGAGAAGGCAGCUAGCAGCGCGGGCUAUCUGAACACUUUAUAUGGACCACCGAAGAAAUCCCGCGCCCCUCCGGAGGAAAAGGAAGAGCUGGUACCUUUGGAGCCAUAUUAUUACGGACAAUAUGAGCCACCUGGCACCGAGGUGAAGGAAGGCGCGGAGCCAAUUGCCUUCAACGUGACGUGCCCGGAGUGUCCGACAACUUUGCGCACCAACGCUGAAUUCCAGGAUCAUCUGUUCCGCCAUGCAAACCCUGUGCCAGAGGGGCAUCUGCAGUGUCGCUACUGUUUGGAGAACUGGGCCACCGAAGACGCCCUGAAGAAGCACACCGUACUCAUCCAUUCGCUGGAGACCAAAAACUCCAUAGCUUCUUCAUUCAACUGUUUGAUUUGUGAGCAACGUUUCGGCACAACGCAAAUGUUGUCAACGCAUAUGCAGAAAAACCAUCUUCAGUUGGAGCUGCCAUACAAGUGCGCUGGAUGCGACUACAAGAGUUCCUCCCAUCAUUUGACAAUUGAUCAUUUCUACCAAAAGCACAACAACUCCGGUUUGAUCCAGUGCCCGUUCUGCCUGAAGAUGACUCUGGUUUGCAACGCCGACGGGCCGAUCGCUGAGAACGUUAGCGACUUUAUGAAACAUUUGAAGUUACACUUCAACAAGGCGCUGAUCAAGAAGUGUAACAAGUGCGCGAUGAACUUUAUCACUCGUGGCGCGUUGAAGAUGCAUGGAUUGUUCGGGCAUGUCGUCACGAAACCCGCUUCGGCCGUGAAGUCCAUCACCAAGUCGGUGACCAAUGUGCCGAAACCGAAGUCCAAAAUAAUUGUUCAGAAGGAGUUGACCACGUUCAAAACCCUGGAAUCGUUCGGGAGCAUGGAGCUGCACAUGCCGUGCGGUAAAAUUUGUCUGGAAUGCGAUAGUGAUUUCGAUGAGGAUAAUCACAUAAUCGGCUUGCUGAAGUGCAUCAAGUGUUCCUAUAAAACGUCUUGCCUGCCGUCCAUGGUUGGCCACACGGCAUCCUGCAAUCCAAAUGCCAUCACCGACUAUGCCGUGUCGCAGUUGGAACUUGAGAUGCACUGCAUCUGCGGUUUCUCGUCCUCGGAUGGCAAUGCCCUGGCGCGCCAUUUGGUUACAUGUGACCGCAAAAGUGUCUACGCGACGGUUGAAGCCUGUCAGGAGAAUACUGUCAAGCGCAACAUGCUCGACAUGCUUGGUUUGGUUCGUCGGGAUGAUGAGGGUGCCGAAGAUGGUGCCGAACCAGCUCCUUCUGGUUCUGCUUCGACCGCCGAAGGUGAAGAACCUCAAGCAGAUCAACAGACCACGGACACUGGAAAUACAUCGAUUGCAUAUGAUCCAUCACAGUCAUUGUAUAACAUUGCUGCCACAGGCAACGAGCAGUUCAAUACUCAACUAUCGUUGGACGAUUUAGGGCCGCCAUCUGUUUUGGCUCAGCAGCAUCAGGAAACCGAUCGCACCCCACAACUAAAGGAUGAUUAUCAAUCAUUGGCAACUCCAAGGGUUGCCAGUAUGGAUACCGAUCAAGGUGAAUAUGAUCAACAGGAGGGUGGAUAUUAAACAGUUUCAAUUGAAUGAUUACACACAUUUUAAAUCGCUUGCAACUUAAACACAGAUUUAUCAUGCAUUAUAAUAUAAGAAGCAAAUGAAAAACAAUUUUAUUUUAUGCUUUCAUAUUACAUAACAAUAUAUAUCUAUAUGAUGGUAAAAUAUCCUGUACUAACCCAUACGAAAUAUAUUCUAUUCGUAAAUAUCAAA